This is a messenger RNA of Pipra filicauda (Wire-tailed manakin), 2143 nucleotides long. RefSeq names its product gap junction protein alpha 4 (gene GJA4). Gene Ontology annotation, biological process: cell communication. The record is from RefSeq and is a predicted model, not a curated record. Lineage: Eukaryota; Metazoa; Chordata; Aves; Passeriformes; Pipridae. Gene Ontology annotation, cellular component: connexin complex. Bases 30 to 1061 code for a protein of 343 amino acids. The transcript has a single exon.
UGCUGGCAGAGGCACAGGCUCCCCAGAAGAUGGGUGACUGGGAUUUCCUGGAGAAACUGCUGGACCAAGUCCAGGAGCACUCAACCGUGAUCGGGAAGAUCUGGCUCACCGUGCUCUUCAUCUUCCGCAUCCUCAUCCUGGGCCUGGCCGGGGAGUCCGUGUGGGGGGACGAGCAGUCGGAUUUCGUGUGUAACACCAAGCAGCCGGGCUGCACCAACGUCUGCUACGACAAAGCCUUCCCCAUCUCCCACAUCCGCUACUGGGUGCUCCAGUUCCUCUUCGUCAGCACCCCGACCCUGAUUUACCUGGGCCACGUUAUCUAUCUGUCCCGGAGGGAGGAGAAGCUGAAGCAGCAGCAGAGUGAGCUUCGGGCUGUCCACAGCAAGGACCCGAAGAUCGAGCAGGCCCUGGCAGCCGUGGAGAAGAAGAUGUCCAAGAUCUACGUGACAGAGGAUGGGCGGCUCAAGAUCCGAGGGGCGCUGAUGUGGACCUACAUCACCAGUGUGAUCUGCAAGAGCAUCUUCGAGGCUGGUUUCCUUGUCGGCCAGUGGUACCUGUACGGCUUCUCCAUGGUGCCCCGCUACGUGUGCAAGAGGGACCCCUGCCCCCACCAGGUGGAUUGCUUCAUCUCCCGCCCCACCGAGAAGAGCAUCUUCAUCAUCUUCAUGCUGGUGAUGGGCCUGAUCUCCUUAAUCCUGAACCUCCUGGAGCUCUUCCACCUCUGCUGCAAGAACCUGCUCAGCAACAUCAAGAAGGUGUCGGGGCCGGUCGUACCGAGCCGGGACGUCUUUGCCCAGGACGUGGUGUCGGAUCCCUACGCACCCAAGCACUACCCGUUCCUGCCCAUGGCCGAGAGCCACGUGCCAUCCUACCAGACCUACAACAAACUCUCCAGCGAGCAGAACUGGGCCAACUUCCACAACGAGGAGAGCCUGGCGCUGGGCAGCGGCAGCAGGCCCCUGUCGGACCCCUACGCCCCCCGGGCUGCUGAAGCCUCUGCCCCAGAGGAGAAGCCAUGCAGCCGGCCCGGGAGCUCGGCCUCCAAAAAGCAGUAUGUGUAGUGCCAGGCUGGCCCUGGCUGGCAGGGGGACCUUCCCCUGUCCCACCUGCCUGCAGAGGUGCUGCCUGUGGGCAGGCAGCUGCCUCCUGCCUGGUGCUGUGCCUUACGGACACACUCCCCUCCGGAGGCGGGAUGCUCGGGAGCGGGGCUGAGCGCAGCCUCUGCUCUCCUCUGUUUUCCCCAAUGACCCCGCAAGGAAGGAAACUGCAGAAAGUUCCCUGGGACGCCGCGUCCCGUGUGUGCCUCACUCUGGGAAAGGGAGAAAUCCCUGGAGCCACCCUGUGGAACAGGCUGUCCCUGGGGCUGUAGCAGGAGGCUGCUGGCCAUCGGGAGCUGUGGCUCAGCCGGACCCCAGAGCCUCUGCCGGGAUGAGAGCCGGGAGCAUGGCCGUGGGAAGCUGCUCCCCUCCAGCCUCCACACGGAGCAGGCUGAGCCUGGGACAGACACGGGAAGCUGGGCUGGAGCAGUGCUGACAGAUCCUGGCCACCAGCCCCGUCCCAUUGCAGUGACCCUGGCAUCUGUCCAGGGUUUGCUGCCCGAGCUGCCCCCUCCCCAUGGGACACAGGGGGGUUAAUCCAGUGGCAGCUCUGUCGUGACCGGCAGAUCCCGAUGGCUGCAGGGUCACCACGGGUGACCCAGGAGUGUGAGUUCCCUCUGCCCUCCCGGCCCUGGACCCUUUCCCAUGGGAUGCGUGCCUUUAAGUUAUUUUUAACCUGCUGGCCUGAGCACAGAGCUUUCUGUCUUAAAGGUGCAGUUUGCAGGGGAUCUGGGGAGCCCUGUCCAUGUGCCUUGGAGCCCUUGGGGUUAUGGGGAGGAAUCAGACCAGCAGCUUCUGGUUCGAAGGGUCACUGGGUUUUAUUACUUUGCACUAGUCAUCUCCUGCUGUGGGCUGAGGUGCCAGGGGGGGAUGGAAGAACCAACUGCUGCCAUGGGACCUGUCCCCCAAAUUCCCCAGCCCACUGAUGCUGUGAGAGGGGAUGGUCCUGCUGUGACCAAAGGGCUGAAGCUCCUGUGUGACCCAGGCACGAGUGCAGGAUGUGGGCACUGCCCUCAGUGCUGUUUCCUUUCCCUCUGGCAGACUCG